AUGAGUUUAUGGAGGAGAAUAGCCGCGCGAGGUCGCUCUUCGUCUUUCAUCGAAGGGGGGCAUCGACUUUUAGCAACAACAACAAGUACAACCGUAGUAGAUAAAAAGAGAGCUUUGGUUUUACCACCAGCAGCAGCAUCGUUCUUUACGACGGCGACGACGACAAAAACAACAACAAAUGAAACAAACAACAAUUCUUUCCUUCGAGGAAGGAGAUUCGUCUCCACCACUCCUACAUCUCUUUUGUCCACGGACGGGGAGGUGUUGAGCCUUGAUCCGAGCAGCUAUCGCGAAAUGGUUCGCAAAUUCAAAGGCGUUGAAACCGCUUCUAAAGCUGAAAUCAACAAGAUUGAGUUGGCCCGAGUUCGUAGAGAGCACGCGCGGUGGUCGGCGGAUACCGGCUCGUCCGAUGUCCAAAUCGCCGCUCUCACUGCUAAAAUCGCGUACAUGACGGAACAUUUAAAAGUCCACAAGAAAGAUAAGCACAGUCGAUUAGGUUUAUCGCAAAUGUUGGAGAGACGAAAGAAACUUUUGAAGUAUCUUCGUCGAACCAAGCCGUUGAAGUACGAAAAGGUGAUCACUGCGCUCGGGUUGAAAGAUCGGACUUUUGUGGAGGAACCGUUGGGUGCCAAGUGGCCUACCCGUGGUGGUGGAUAG
Molecule: messenger RNA, 657 nt
Organism: Bathycoccus prasinos
Lineage: Eukaryota; Viridiplantae; Chlorophyta; Mamiellophyceae; Mamiellales; Bathycoccaceae
Product: ribosomal protein S15
Exons: 1
Coding region: 1-657 (218 amino acids)
Biological process (GO): translation
Cellular component (GO): ribosome
Molecular function (GO): structural constituent of ribosome
Source: RefSeq, a predicted model, not a curated record